UCUUCUUGAGGCUUAGCGUUUAGGGGGAGGGCUGUGACGUCUCCAAAAUUUUCUCUCUCUCCUCCCCCUCUCUGCCACGAAAAAUCAAAUGCAAGUUUCCGUGUUCCAACCCACAGAGAUGUAGCAGCCCAAGUUUUGUAAUUCGUCGACAAGAAAGGGUGUGUCUUGGUCUGGUUUGGUUGCUGGUUCGUUUGAGGUGUUUGUGUUUGUUUGGUGGGUUGGAGAAUGGCAAAUGGAGAAGAGAAAAGCAAUGACUUUUAUCAAGUGUUGGGGUUGGAAAAGGAAUGCUCUGCUUUGGAGCUCAGGAAUGCUUAUAAGAAACUUGCUCUGAGAUGGCACCCAGAUCGUUGUUCAGCUUCAGGGAACUCAAGCUUCGAGGAAGAAGCUAAGAAGAAAUUCCAGGCCAUCCAACAAGCCUAUUCUGUUCUAUCUGACACGAACAAAAGGUUUCUGUACGAUGUAGGAGUGUAUGAGAGCGAUGAUGACGAAAAUGGAAUGGGUGAUUUCUUGAAUGAAAUGGCAGUCAUGAUGAGCCAAACACAGUCUAGUGGAAAUGGGGAGGAGAGCUUUGAGGACUUGCAGGAGCUGUUUGAAGAGUUGUUUAAAGGGGAUAUUGACACAUUUGGCUCAAGCAUACAGACUACUACUUGUUCUACUUCGUCCUCGUCUUCGUCGUCAUCAUCCUACACAGCUUAUUGUGAGAGUUCUAGUUCCAGCAACAAACGCAAUUCCUCUGAAAUGAAUUUUGGGAAAACAAAUUUGGUGGAGGAUACCUCUGGCUUUGAUGCUAACUUUCAGAAUUUCUGUUUAGGGGUGGAGCACCGACAGGAUGUCGGAAAGGAGAAGGGAGUUCGAGGAGUUGGAGGAGGAACCAACGGUAGACGAAGGCGUGGCAGGCGGCAAAAGGUUUCAUCCGGUCACGAUGUCUCCACCAACGACUACUCCGGUUCCGGUAUCUCAGCUUGAUGAUCCACUGAUUGCAGCCAGCUUACCAUAUAUAUUGACAUGAUCAAGAUAAUGGGUUUUGCUUAUUUUCAAUCUUAAUGUCUAGUUGUAGUGUAAGGGGUUCAAGUUUUUUGUUAUGUUAUUUGAUUUGAAAACGAA
Messenger RNA from Corylus avellana, 1104 nucleotides. RefSeq lists its product as uncharacterized. Lineage: Eukaryota; Viridiplantae; Streptophyta; Magnoliopsida; Fagales; Betulaceae. The record is from RefSeq and is a predicted model, not a curated record.